Molecule: messenger RNA, 1908 nt
Organism: Anthostomella pinea
Lineage: Eukaryota; Fungi; Ascomycota; Sordariomycetes; Xylariales; Xylariaceae
Source: the annotation of a GenBank genome assembly
AUGUCUGACAUCGACAAGGCCCACCACCCCGACCCUGUGGCCGUGGGUGUUGAAGGUGAGAAGCUCGAGCACGGCCUCAACCACACCGAACAUGUCGACCUGAACGAGAACCUCGAGGCCAAGAUCAAGAACCCUCUCAAGGGAAUUUCCCGCGCCCAGCUCAUGCAGGACGUCGAGGCUUUCGCGCACGAGAAGGGCCUCGUCGAGCACAUCCCCCUCCUGCGCAAGGGUGCUCUCGUUGCCCAGAGCCCGGCCGACUAUGACGAGAUCGACGGCCCAGAGGCUCUCACCGAGCACGAGAAGGUCAUCCUAUCAGACGAGGUCAUGCACAAAUGGCGCUUGCCUUGGCAGCUAUACCUGACCAUCGCGACAUGUUCCAUCGGUGCCGCCGUCCAGGGUUGGGACCAGACGGGAAGCAAUGGCGCCUCCAUCUUCUUUCCCGAAGUCUACGGCAUCGGCUCCGACAGCAGGCAAGACGCUCUUCUGGUCGGUACAGUGAACGCUGGCCCUUACAUUGGCUGUGCUCUUCUCGGUUGCUGGCUGUCGGAUCCCUGCAACAACUACCUCGGUCGUCGAGGCACCAUUUUCCUCUCUGCGAACUUCUGUCUCUGGCCCGUCAUCGGUUCUGCCUUCUGCAACACGUGGUGGGAACAGUUGAUUUGUCGAUUGCUGAUGGGUGUCGGAAUGGGCAUCAAGGCUUCUACUGUACCUAUCUACGCUGCUGAGAAUGCUCCUGCCUCUGUUAGAGGCGCUCUCGUCAUGUCCUGGCAGAUGUGGACUGCCUUUGGUAUCUUCCUCGGUACAGCUGUCAAUCUUGCCGUCUUCUACCACGCCAACAACUGGAGACUGAUGUUGGGCGCCCCUUUCAUCCCGGCCGUCCCUCUGCUCUGCCUGAUCUACCUGUGCCCCGAAUCGCCACGAUGGCUGAUGAAGAAGAACAAGUACGCGGCGGCUUGGAAAUCGAUGGUGGUGCUCCGAAACGACCCUAUCCAGGCCGCUCGGGAUAUCUACUACAUCCACGCACAGCUUUCCAUUGAGAUGGAGAUGAUGCGCAAGAGCAACUACGUCACCCGCUUCACCCAGCUGUUCACCAUCCCCCGUGUCCGACGAGCCAGUGUUGCCGCUUUCACCGUCAUGAUUGCCCAGCAGAUGUGCGGCAUCAACAUCAUCGCCUUUUACUCAACGACACUGUUCGUGAACUCCGGCUUCUCACAAUUCAACGCGACCCUGUGCUCUUUCGGUUUCGGAGCUGUCAACUGGCUGUUUGCUUUCCCUGCUUUCUGGACCAUUGACACGUUCGGCCGAAGGUCCCUUCUCCUGUUCACGUUCCCCAACAUGAUGUGGACGCUGCUUGCCGCCGGGUUGUGCAAUCUGCUGCCCGAGGGCUCAAUUCAGAAGACCGCAACUGUCGCUCUCUUCGUCUUCCUGUUCGCCGCCUUUUACUCUCCUGGUGAAGGUCCCGUGCCGUUCACUUACUCGGCUGAGGUUUUCCCUCUGUCCCACCGUGAAGUUGGCAUGGGGUUCGCUGUCGCCACCUGUCUCGGUUUUGCGGCCGUCCUCGGUAUCACAUUCCCCCUCAUCCUCAAAAGUCUCGGCACAGUCGGCGCUUUCUGUCUGUACGCCGGGUUCAAUGGCGUGGCCUUUGUCAUGAUCUUCUUCCUGGUACCCGAGACCAAGCAGCGCACCCUGGAAGAGCUCGACUACGUCUUUGCUGUCCCCAACCGAAAGUUCGCAAGCUACCAGGUCAACAAGGUCCUCCCCUGGUGGUUCAACCGAUGGAUUCUCUUCAAGAAGAAUGCCUAUCUCGAGCCUCUUUACCAGCAAGAGGAUGUCGACAACUUCCACCGCGUGGCCCGCCACCACAGCAACGACUUUUCCUCCGACCCCGACAAGAAGGCUGCCCUGUGA